Molecule: messenger RNA, 782 nt
Organism: Ectocarpus sp. CCAP 1310/34
Lineage: Eukaryota; Phaeophyceae; Ectocarpales; Ectocarpaceae
Source: the annotation of a GenBank genome assembly
UGGACGGAGGGGCGUCGAGAAGAGAUAGGGUAUCACUGCGCGCGCGGCCUGCGGAAGAGGAGAGUGCGCGAGCCCCUCACGACAGCCCGCGCUCCGGUGUACCCUUACUCUUCAACCCUGGGAACCAACGCGCUCGUCUUGACAUUCCUUGGUAAGCGUGAGCGGAGAAGAGAAUUUUGAUCCGAACAAUCACCAUGGUGUACCCUUUGUCCGCAAAAGGGCGAGGGUCUCCGCACCGGGGGCAACAGAACGGCAACGGGGGCGGAGUCAUCCCUCGAGAAAAGGUGUCGCGGUUUGUGUUUUUGUCCACGCUUCUCGUUGUGUACUCGGCUUUCACGCUUGGGUUGAUCUUCUGGAACAGCAAGAGUAGCGGCAGGAACCCUUCCGAACCUUCACCCAUCGAUCAAAGCGGCGGCGGGGGAUCGUUCCAUCUCGGAUCGGAGGCAUCAGCAGGAGGAGACAAGGUGGCUUCGUCAUUGCUAAUACGAGAAGGAAGAAGAGGGGCAGGAGCGGGGGAAACACAAGCGGGGUUUGGCAACGAGGGAAAAUCAACGAGGAGACACUCGCCUGCUGGGUCGGCAGGAAGCAACAAGUUGGUCGGGGCGUCGGGUGGGGAGGGCAUGAUGCAUGAUGAGAGGCACGGGGGGGGUGGUUUCGGGGCGAGUGGCGUGAUGGCACCAAGACCAGGCGAAGCACGCCCAGCCGGUGCACAUAAAGUCAGGGUGGAGGAUGCGCCGAGCUUUGUGCGGCAGGGUGGGCAGGGCGACAUCGGAGGAGCUUGA